Messenger RNA from Tetranychus urticae (two-spotted spider mite), 2902 nucleotides. RefSeq lists its product as uncharacterized. Lineage: Eukaryota; Metazoa; Arthropoda; Arachnida; Trombidiformes; Tetranychidae. Gene Ontology annotation, cellular component: cytoplasmic dynein complex. Gene Ontology annotation, molecular function: dynein intermediate chain binding. The record is from RefSeq and is a predicted model, not a curated record. Gene Ontology annotation, biological process: microtubule-based process.
UUUGCUCUAUUUAUGUACCAGUGAACCUCUUAUGUAGCAAUAGCUCAUCGUUUGGAUCUCGGUAAUGAAAAGUCCUGUUUUGAUUUCAAUGAAUUUUUAUACAAUUUGAAGCUAAUGGUACCUUUUGCUGUCCAUCUUUCUGGUUAUUUAAUAGACUGUCGUUUUAAAUAUUGAUGGAAUCGAAUUGAAUAGCGUCGCUGUGCUUUCAACUGUAGUAACAUUUGAUGAGACUUGACUGUUAGCUACUAAAAUUGUCUCAACAUUUGACACAUUUCAAUUGAAGCUACUCAAUAAUCUGUGAUCAAAGAAAGAGCAAGAUUGUGGAAGACAUUCAACAUUAUUUAGAGCUUACCUUUCAUCAUGAACAACCAGUCAACAAUUCUAAAUUUUAAUCUCAUUUGUGAAUUGAAUAAUUGGAAUGGUGGUUAUUGAAGCAGCAAGUUUAAUAAAUGGGCCUUAAAGAUGUUGACCACGAUGUAAUCAUUUUUCAGUUGACAAACUGAAAUUCAACUGAUUAGCGAUGAAAUAAGGAGACCUACAAGACAAGAAUCAACAAAAGUUGAUGACUUUGCAAUGACCCAUGAUUACUUUGAUUCACAUAAAAGGGCAAACCAUUUGAUUUCGCAAUCUUUGAGCAUUUCUCUAGUUGAUAAUCACAGACCUGCAAUCAUUGGACUUAUAAAAUUCACGAGAUGGCAAAAAUCAUGAUGAUCCAUUUCACUACUAGAUCGAUGGAGAUAAUAAUGAGGAUGGCAAAGAGAUAAAAAGUUAUCUGUUAUUACAAUUGAAAUAAGAAUCUUGAUUAACUUGAAAUGGUUUAAAGCAAGCAAGGAAACAACAACAGUUCAGGAUUAAACCGUUCUUUCAUUGUCAAAGCAAUUCAAUCAGAUGAUAUUACAAUUCAAGUUGGCCUCUAAUGAUAAAUGUUCUAGAUCAUGACAACGCAGCAGUAAAAAGUCACCAAAGUCACUAAGGAUGGGUAAAUGGGCUUGGAAGCGAUCAAGAUUAGCAAUUGUCCCAUUUAAAGAUUCAAUAUCCAAAAUCAAAAGCUUAAUGGACUAAAGCAAAGCACUGGUCAAUCACCAUUCCAAUAUCUUGUGAUUAUUCAAGCCAGUUGAUGACAUUUCCAUUUCGAUUGUGUAUAAUGUGCUACUUCACCUGUUAAAAGUGCUUUCAAAAGGUUGAUUGAUCGGUCAGUUAAUCCAGGAGCCAAACAACAAACCAAUUUGUCCAUACAACAAAACCCCAUAAAACACACAGCAACAAAGCCAAAGAAAAACGAUGGCUUUGGCUUUAAUCUUGAAACUUGCUCAGCUAUCGAAACACUACAUUACAGAAUCUAAACAUUGUUUCUUCUCAUGAUUAGUUACCAGUUGUGAACAAUUGUGAAUCGUGUCCAAAAUAGGAAUAUUGAAAUUUAUAGUUAAACCAACCAUUAGCUUUAUUUUGUCGUUAACCAUCUUCUAUGUGCGUCCAGUGUUUUUAACCUCAUUUAUCAUGUUCCAUGUGAUGUUUCGUGUCCAUUGAUUGAAACUCUAUUUUUUUACACUUCUAAACUUAUCACUUUUAUUGAAUUAACCAAUCAAGACAAUCAUGUCUCGUUCAAUGAGAUCAAAUUCAUCGCCUCCAUCAAUUCAUCACAAUGCAAUGGAUGUUAACCAUAAAAGCUUCUGUUACAUUUUACUUAAAAAUUUAUACCUCAGCGCUUAUUAUCCAGAAGGAUUAUCAUUUUUAGCACUCAUCCUGUUAACUGCCAAAUUAUACGAUGUUAAUAAGGAAGUUACCUUUCUAUCUUAUAUGUCAACCGUUUGGCUACCAAAUAAAAUUGAAGAACCGACAACCUUGCAGGAUAAAAGUCGAUCAUUUCACAUUGAAAAUUUACGCUCCGAUUUUGACAUUCUCAUUGUCGAAUUGUGGUCUUCCCGAACAACCCUCAUUCUGAGUGUUAUUUUUGUCUUGAUUUACAUUUUCAGUUGGGCUUGGAUGGCUUAUGCUGUUCGAGAGACUCGCAAUGUGAAAGAUGUUUCCUUAACAACAGUCUUGUUAUUGGCAGUUUUUGCUGCAGUUGAUAUUGCUGCCAGUUCUGGUUUUGUUAUGGUUCGGAUGAUAAUGCUUUUCAUUCGAGAUCAUCAUUUUCCGAAAGACAUGAGAAUACCUGGUUUGACUGAGCACGAUCAACUAACGGCUUAUGCUGCACUUAGGAUUGCCGUACUUCAAUCUAGUCCAGGUAAUACUGAUAUAUUUGUUUCCGUGAUAAUCGGCUUUCUAACUGGAUUAAGAGUUUACAGUGUGGUCUGUGCUGUAUCAUUUUAUAAUAAAGUACGAAAAGGUGAUUUCAAAUCCAAUCAUCUGGUAGCAACCAAGGAACGAAGUGUAGUUUAUUGCACAGACAAUGCGAGUGAUAGAUAUUCAAGCCAUUUAGAUGAAUUUUUUAAAAAAUCAGCUCCUUACAUGCCCUCUGAAGAUGGACGACGUAAAGAUAGGCAUAAAGAAAGGUCCAAAGAUAGAGGAGAUCGACAUCACUAUUCAACGACAAAUUCAACUGCAGUGACUGAUGUUGAAGUUAUUGAAAAGGAAAUGAAAAUUCAGGCGGCUGAUAUGCCUAUGCACAUGCAACGGAAAGCUCUUCAAAUAGCAUCUCAAGCAGUUGCCAUUUAUGCUACAGAAAAGUUAAUUGCUGAAAGUAUUAAACAAGAUUUUGAUGCAGCUUUUGAACCAACUUGGCACUGUAUUGUUGGUCGUAAUUGGGGAAGCUGUGUAACCCAUUCCAAACAAUGUUACAUUCGUUUAUUGUAUAAAGAUCUCACCAUUUUAUUGUACAAGUCAACUUAAUAGUGAUUAAAUCAAAAUAGACAUUAUUUAAAAAUACAUUUCAAUUGAUAUUGUUUUUCAUUCCUUUUCA